AAAUAGAUGUGUCAAAAACGUGUGCGCUGUUGCGUUUGUGGUUAUCUUUUUAUUAUUGUAGCUAAUUGAAUCAAUUUAUACUUAAAAUAGUGUGAAAACAGCACGCAUAAACCUAUUUCUAACAAAACGGACAAACACCAACCACCAAAAUGGCUAAAAAGGGCAAAGCGAAGAUCAGCAAGGUGAAGCGGAACAACCAGACCACGAACAAGAUGAAGAAGCAGGGUACAUUAAGGCUGCAGAGGCAUCGGACUAAGGUCCAGAAGCAGCGGGCUCCGGCGGUUCCCCAGGUGGAGUACAGCAGCGACAGUGACUCGGCGGAGGGCGAGGAGUGGGCGGACAUGCUGGACGAGGAUGAACAGAAGUACAUCAUGAGCCGCCUCGCUAAAGACUCGUCAUUACUGUCCUCGGUGCCUGAUAAAGAAGAUGAUGCUAAAGAAACAAAGAAACGCAAGCGCAGCCGAGACAAGCCGAAAAAACCACAGCCAACAGAGCAAGACAGUGGUGCAGACUCCGACAGCUCUGUCUCGGACACCAGCGACAUUGAGGAGGCGUAUGAGGCGAAGGUGGCCGCACAACCCCCCAAGAAGUUGCGGCCGCUGCUGCCCAUUAAAACUAAGGAGGGAGUGGUGGAGAGGGCUGAGGAGUGUGCUGAAUCAGAAAGUGAAGAGGAAGAGCUUCCACCGCCAUCUCAACCGGGAGAACAACACUCAGAGUCAGACUCUGGUCUAGAAGGCACCGGGGAGGAGGGUGAGGACCCACCCCGAGCUGAUGAAGAAGGGGGGGUGAUAGGGGCUGUGCAGCUCAUGGCAGCAAGGAGAGAUACCCUGAACAAGGAGAAGUUGAGGAUAGGGUCGCUGUGUUCGUCUUUACUGGAGGCUCCAGAGAAAAAGCUAAAGAACCUAUACCCGAUCCUGUACCUCAUGGAAGAGUCUCUCAAGGACGGCACUCGCAACCUCGUCUCGGUGCGCAAGCUGGCCGCGUUGUCGGCGCGCGAGGUGUUCAAGGACAUCCUGCCCGACUACCAGAUACGACACCAGGACUACUCCACUGUCAAACUGAAGAAAGACACGCUCGCGCUGUACAAGUACGAGAAGGAGCUACUGGAGUUCUACAAGCGCUUCCUGCAGCGGCUCGAGAAGGCCACCGCGGUGCUGAGGCAGAGGAGGGGUGACCACCGAAAGAUCGACCCAUCCGCCACGUCCCUAGCCCAUGUGGCGCUAAGCUGCAUGUGUGAUAUGCUCACGGCUAAACCAAACUUCAACUACGCUCUCAACAUAGCGCAGAGUGUAGUCCCGCUACUGGGCUGUCGCGACCCGGUGGCAAGGAAGACAGUGAAUGAUGGACUUGUGGAGCUACUGAAGGAGGAUAAGAAAGGAGAUAUCACUCUUGUUAUAGUCCGCCUCAUAAACCAGCUAGUCAAAAAACGGGGGGAGCGCCUCCCCCCCUCCGCGCUGGACUGUCUGCUGGCGCUCCGCAUCCGCGACGUGGACCUGGAUGAACAGGCCACGCUCAAGGCCAAGCAGGCGCUCGACAAUAAGAAGAAGAAGAGGAUUAUUAACCUGUCUAAGAAGGAGAAGAAGCGAGCCAAGAAGCUAAAGGAAGUGGAGCAAGAGUUGCUCGAGACUGAAGCUCAGGAGAAUGACCUCGCGCGCAAGAAACAGAUGACGGAAGUGACGCAAAUAGUAUUCCACAUCUACUUCCGUAUUCUGAAGAACUCUCCCAAUUCCAAGCUGUUGUCUGCCGUGCUGACUGGGCUGGCCAGAUUCACCCACGUCAUAAACCUGGACUUCUACUCCGAACUCGUCUCUAUCCUGACCCGGCUCAUGUCGUCAGAGCUGCUGACGCUGCGCAUGCGUGUUCAAUGCGUGCGCUGCGCCCUCGCGCUGCUGGGCGGGGCGGCGCGCGCUGUCAGUGUGGACCCCGCCGGGUUGUGUGCUGCUCUUUAUCAGCAGAUGAUGGAGGCUGCAGGCACCUCCGACCCGGACACCUCCCGCGCUCUCCUGGAAUCCCUCUCCCUCGUGACCGCUCGCGCGCGCUCCGUGUCGGCGCCCGCGCUGGCGGCUCUGAGCAAGCGCGCCGCCGCCGCCGCCCUGCACUCGCCGCCGCAUCAGACGCUGGCGGGGAUGGUGCAGCUGCAUGCGCUUAUGCAAAACAAAGCGGUCUCCUCGCUGCUCGACACAUCAGAAUCCACCGGGUCCGGCCGCUACGACCCGUACAUACCGUCGCCAGAACACUGCAACGCGCACGCCGCCAUCUUGUACGAGCUUACAGCUUUAAGCAGACACUUCCACCCCACCGUCAGGGAGGUGGCGGCGGGCGUGCUGAAGGGGGAGGCGAAAAGUGGAUUGGAUAAACUAACACCAAUCCAAGUGUACAACCAGUACGACGGUUCCCAAAUGACGUUCAAACCUGCCGUUCCACCUCCCAAGAAGGUCGCUCCGAAGAGACUGGCCUACACACACACCUGGACGCAACCCUCCUUCAAAGAACAUUGUCUAGCGGUUGAAGAAGCUGUCCCGAAUACAAUCGAGUUCAAAGAAGCUCCAGCUAAGAAGAGAAAGAUGCGGUGAUGUUGGGUGUAGUUAGGGUUUGGAUAAGAAUAAAACGUUGACAAGUUA
Messenger RNA from Plutella xylostella (diamondback moth), 2621 nucleotides. RefSeq names its product Nucleolar complex protein 3 (gene Noc3). Gene Ontology annotation, cellular component: nucleolus. The record is from RefSeq and is a predicted model, not a curated record. Gene Ontology annotation, biological process: DNA replication initiation. NCBI's taxonomy places the organism in Eukaryota, Metazoa, Arthropoda, Insecta, Lepidoptera, Plutellidae. Gene Ontology annotation, molecular function: chromatin binding.